UCACGACGAGGAAAAAAAAAAAGCAGAAAAAAUGGAGCAGACCUUAAAAACUCCCGACAUAUGAGUAUUUACCUCGGGUGCGUACGGCCGCGACGGAACACAGCAGCUGGCUUCGUGUCGGCGGACAGUCGGUGCGGAGAGAGACGGAGACACACCGGGGAGGAUUAACGGCAGAGGCGGGGUGCUGCCUGCGACUAUCCGGAUUACCCACUCGCUGAAAAGGGAAAACAAGCGACGCUCCGUGGACAUUAGUCCGUGUGGAGAGGAUGAGGUGACCGCCAGGAAACGGACCAAAAGUGCUUGUGCUCGAAGUUGACCGCGGAGGAAACGGACCGCACCGGGCCUCAACGGAUAUUUACAUGUUGUCGUGUAAACUUCGCGGUGGAUGCCGUUUUAAAGCGGCGCAGUAGGAGCCGGAUUUCACCCAGUAGACGUUGAAUUCUCCGCCGAGCAAACCUCCAGCACACAGUCCACCUCAGAGCACCGCCACCGGAUACUACCACGAAGCAGACCGGUUGCUCGUGCCGAUGCCAACGGCAGACUGCAGGUUGCUCCAUCAUGGCCGGAUCAUGAGGUGUCUCACUUAUCUCCUCUUACUCCCAGAAACACUGAAGAAGUCCAAGAAGGUCGGCAAGCUCCCGGGCAAGCUGCCGGUAUGUUAUGAGAUCCUGACGCUGUCCCUGACGAGCAAGAAGAAGCAGCAGCAGAAGGAGAAGAUGGCUGCGGAGCUGUACCCCGCCGCCAACACCAACAACACCAACCUGUCCAACGGCACCACGGUGGCGGACACCGAGAAGACCAAGGAGGUGCCGGUGAGCCAGGCCAGCAGCAGCAGCGCCGCCACCACACCGACCACCCAGCAAAACAUCAACAACAACAACGUAGACCCGCCGAGCUGGCAGUGCAGCCACCCCACACUCAGAGAGAGGAAUGCCUUGAUGUUUAACAACGAGCUGAUGGCCGACGUCCACUUCAUCGUCGGCCCCUUGGGGGGGUCCCAGAAGGUCCCAGCACACAAGUAUGUGCUGGCCGUGGGAAGCUCGGUCUUCUGUGCCAUGUUUUACGGCGAUCUGGCGGAGGAGGAGUCUGAGAUCCAUAUCCCAGAUGUGGAACCUGCUGCUUUUCUAAUUCUGCUGAAGUACAUGUACAGCGAUGAGAUCGACCUGGAGGCAGACACGGUGCUGGCCACCCUGUAUGCUGCCAAGAAGUACAUAGUUCCUGCACUGGCCAAGGCCUGCGUCACCUUCCUGGAAACCAGCCUGGAGGCCAAGAACGCCUGCGUGCUGCUCUCCCAGAGCCGUCUGUUCGAGGAGCCCGAGCUGACGCAGCGCUGCUGGGAGGUGAUCGACGCUCAGGCCGAGCUGGCGCUGUGCUCUGAGGGCUUCUGUGAGAUCGACCUGCAGACACUGGAGAUCAUCCUGCGGAGGGAGACGCUCAACACCAAGGAGGUGGUGGUGUUUGAGGCCGUUAUGAGCUGGGCCACGGCGGAGUGCAAGAGACAAGGUUUGGCACCCACAACCCGCAACAAGAGAGAUGUCCUGGGCAAGGCGCUGUUCUUAGUGCGCAUCCCUUCCAUGACUCUGGAGGAGUUUGCUAACGGGGCAGCGCAAUGUGAUAUCCUGACACUGGAGGAGACGCACAAUGUGUUCCUGUGGUACACUGCGGCUAAAAAGCCAGAUCUGGACUUCCCUCUGACUGCGAGGAAGGGUUUGGCACCUCAGAGGUGCCACCGCUUCCAGUCCUCGGCCUACCGGAGCAAUCAGUGGCGCUACCGCGGCCGGUGCGACAGCAUUCAGUUCGCAGUGGACAAGAGGAUCUUUAUCGCUGGUCUGGGGCUGUACGGGUCAAGCGGCGGCAAAGCUGAGUACAGCGUCAAAAUCGAGCUGAAGAGACAAGGGGUGACCCUGGCGCAGAACCUCACAAAGUUUGUGUCGGACGGGUCGAGCAGUACGUUUCCGGUGUGGUUCGAGCAUCCUGUUCAAGUGGAGCAGGACGCGUUCUACACGGUGAGCGCCGUGCUGGACGGGAAUGAACUGAGCUAUUUCGGCCAGGAGGGCAUGACGGAGGUGCAGUGUGGGAAGGUGACAUUUCAAUUCCAGUGCUCCUCCGACAGCACCAACGGGACCGGAGUACAGGGAGGACAGAUCCCCGAGCUUGUGUUCUAUGCAUAAGCUGCUCUGGACUGCUGAUGGAAAAUUAGGUUUAUCCUCGCCUCCCAGCCUUCGAAGUAAUGUAGCAUUAAAGACACUUGAGUAAUGUCACACUAAA
Messenger RNA from Epinephelus moara (kelp grouper), 2268 nucleotides. Its product is annotated as BTB/POZ domain-containing protein 6-B-like. The record is from RefSeq and is a predicted model, not a curated record. NCBI's taxonomy places the organism in Eukaryota, Metazoa, Chordata, Actinopteri, Perciformes, Serranidae. The coding region runs from base 528 to 2171 and encodes 547 amino acids. Gene Ontology annotation, molecular function: protein binding. Gene Ontology annotation, biological process: neurogenesis. Gene Ontology annotation, cellular component: cytosol. The transcript is spliced from 4 exons.